Molecule: messenger RNA, 1638 nt
Organism: Nematocida minor
Lineage: Eukaryota; Fungi; Microsporidia
Product: polyadenylate-binding protein
Exons: 1
Coding region: 1-1638 (545 amino acids)
Cellular component (GO): nucleus; cytosol; ribonucleoprotein complex
Molecular function (GO): mRNA 3'-UTR binding; poly(A) binding; poly(U) RNA binding
Source: RefSeq, a predicted model, not a curated record
AUGAAUAUUGAAGAUGCACAGAAAGAGAAAAAGGAAGGGCAGAUCGGAAGACACAACUCGAUAUAUGUUGGAGAUCUUCCCACCACAGUGAACGAAUCGGAGCUGUACCAAAUGUUCUCCAAAGUAGGCCAGGUCUACACGAUAAUAAUCCCGCGAAAGGAAGCCUCAGUGGUGAAAAACAAGUGCUACGCGUACGUGACAUUCUUUGACGAGUCGUCGGUUCCGCUGGCCAUCGAAUCAUUUAACUUCUACGACUUCAACGGCACAGAAAUACGAGUGAUGCCGCUGGACAAAGAAAGCGUCUCGGGGAACAGAGAGGGAAACAUCGUGAUCAAGAAUCUCCCGAAAGAAACAGACAAUCAAACACUCUACGAUACUUUUAUCAUUUUCGGAAAUAUUGUGAGCUGCAAAGUCCAGAAGAACAGCCUUGGAGAGUGCAGCGGCAUAGGAUACAUCCAGUACAAGGACCCAAAGGUAGCAGAGCUGGCGAUAAACAUGAUCAACAAAAUCACUCUCCAGGGAAAGAAGCUGGCAGCAAUCCAGUGCAUCCCAAACGACCAGAGAGAAAAGAAAAAAGAAGACAUAGAAAAAAUAUUUACAAAUGUCUACGUGAAAAACUUCCCCAAAGAGACCGCAGAGGAGGAGAUCAGAGAGGUGCUGCAGCAGUACGGAGAGCUGACAUCCUUCCUUGCGCCGCAGACAGACUCGGGGGAGCUCAAAGGGUACGUGUUUGCCAACUACAAAACACACGAGAUGGCUGAAGAAGCAAUCAAAAAUCUGCACGACAAGCCGUUCCCAUCACUCUCCCGCGCAGAGAGCAAGAAAAGCGGAAAAGAGAGCCGCAUUGACUUAAAGUCCAUUGGCGAUGCAGUAGAUGCCACCGCUUCUGGUGAAAUUAGCGGUGAAGGAAAAGAGUCUGCGCACAUUCCCAAGCUGUACGUGCAAAGAGCCAAGCCCAAGAACGAGAGAGUCGUUGAGAUGACAGAGCAGUUCGCACACUCCUCCCAGGACCAAGGAGCGUACAGGCGCAAUGUCUACGUUACAAACCUUCCUGGAACAGUGGACGAAAAAGAGGUGAUCAAACACUUUGAGCAAUUUGGAAAGAUAGUCACGCACAAAAUAGGAACAGACGUGAAAAACAACAGAUCGUACGCAUACAUAUGCUACGAAGAGGCAGAGAAGGCUGCAAAGGCCGUGGAGCAGAGCGGAAAAACAGAGUUUGGCGGGCAGGUGCUUGACGUGACGUUCUUCAAGAGCAAAAAAACCCGAGAAAUGGAAAAAGUUGCCAUCAACAUGUACAACAACGCGUACAGCAGCGCAGCAGGCGCUGGGAAGGGGAAAAAGAAGGCCGCAGCAGCCCCGCAGGACAAUGCGAACGCAACAGGAUACGAGCUGUACACCCUGAUUCUCUCCCUCGCACCGAACUACACCGAGAAGAUAGCACUCGCUGGAUUCAGGAACGAAGAAGAGUUUGCAAAAAAGAUCACAGGAAUGAUACUGGAGCUGGAGGCAGAAGAAGUGAAGAGAGCAGCUGUUUUGGGAAAUGUGCUGUCCAACUACGUGGAGGAGUCUCUGGAGGAGAUAAUCUCGCACAGAAAGAAAGAGGAUAAUACGGAAGAGGCUGUAGCCAUAGAAUAA